AUGCCUAUGACAUACAAGCCAGCCGCAGAAGGCAAGGAAGUGCUUCCACCUGCCGUGGCAUCUGCCUCAUUUUUGGGUGACACCUUCACUUCUGAGGCCGAGCCAGACAAGCAGAUCUCGUGUGGUUUUUUCAAACAGGUUGACGGAGAACCCCUGGUGUACACUUACAACUACGAUGAAAUGAAGGUCAUUCUCGAGGUGGUUGGAGAAUACACCAUCACUGACGAGGAAGGAUACACUGUCAAGGCGCACCCAGGCGACGUGUUUUAUUUCAAGAAGGGAUGCACCAUCACCUUUAACACUAUUGGUGGAUACGGCCUUGCGUGGUUCUGUGGCUUGAGACAGAAUGGUGUGCUGUAA
Kuraishia capsulata CBS 1993 is the source of this 360-nucleotide messenger RNA. RefSeq lists its product as uncharacterized. The transcript has a single exon. The coding region runs from base 1 to 360 and encodes 119 amino acids. NCBI's taxonomy places the organism in Eukaryota, Fungi, Ascomycota, Pichiomycetes, Pichiales, Pichiaceae. The record is from RefSeq and is a predicted model, not a curated record.